Molecule: messenger RNA, 1563 nt
Organism: Ceratitis capitata (Mediterranean fruit fly)
Lineage: Eukaryota; Metazoa; Arthropoda; Insecta; Diptera; Tephritidae
Gene: mdu
Exons: 4
Coding region: 200-1471 (423 amino acids)
Source: RefSeq, a predicted model, not a curated record
UAGUUUCUUGCCAGCUUUCGUUACGAUCCGUCGUGAGUUUAGCGGUUUUUUUUUUUUGGGAAUUCCUCCGUCAUUUGAAUUAUGGACUUUAGAGAAUUUUUAACAAGAUCGAAAAUUUGAAAGAAAGAAAUAAAACCUAUAAUAUAUUUAUAUAUAUUUGAUAUUACUUAUAAACGUAAAUUAUAGUAAACACCUAAAAAUGGGUCAAAUCAAAAGUGAGAAGGUCGAUCCUUUGCUACGCAUUCAAGAAGAAAUCAAAGAAGUUGUGCGUCGAGAGGAGGAACAUCGUCAACUUAUAACGGGCAGCUCACCAAUGUCACCAGGGGAAUACAAUGACGAUGAUAAUGACGCAGCGAAAACCCAAAUUCAUGACAAUGACAGCUCUAAUAGUCUUUCAAUCAGUCCAAUACCACAGACUUUAUUGACAAACUGCGAUGUUUCCUUGAACGCGCAAUCCUUGGCACAUAGCGAGAACAGUAUUAACAGUAAAGAGAGUAUCGACGAGGACUCGGGCAUAUCAGCUUCACCAAGUCCAAUAAAUGGCGUUUCAGCUGCGACAACUUACAUAGCACCCACCAAACCAAACAAGGAACAACGUUAUAUCGGACCCAAUUGCUAUACAAAUACACCCGAGCCACCACGUCAGACAAUGAUCGCGAGCACGGUACCCAUUACACCGUCUGUGAUUAAUAGACAACGUCUUUUUGCCUUCAAUCCCGCCAAUAAAGGUGUUAUGCAACGUUUUAUAGCAUCACGGGGUAAAAUACAACUGAACAACAACAAUGGGACAACAAACAAGAUGUUCUUGAAUACCAAAGCAGCUGUUGCUUUACUAAACGCCGAUGCAACCAGAGGUCCCAUGACAAGCAACACGCCUACGCCUACGGUGUCUUUAACAAGUCCUUUGCAUAAAAUGUUGACACCUGAAAUGCACACACCUCCUAUUGCCAUACAAAAUGUCACAAUGACACCACCACACAUCGAACGCGAUGCCGAAGGUAGAGUUAUCCGACGUGGUUAUGUACCGGCGGAGGUUAAGAUUCAGAAGGAAAUCAAGGAUUUGCAGGCACGUGAACAUGAGCUGAAGAAGCGUAACAAAUUCCGACAAUCUACAUCCGAUCUACUGGAGGCCAUGGAAAAUGGCAGUAAUGAAGACACAGAUGACGAGGACUCUGAGGUGGAGCACUGCCUUGGUCCCAGACAACUACGUUCGGCGAAAUCCAUUAGUGAAAUAUCCUACUCGGCGCAGUUAAAUAAUAAUAGCAGCUCACCCAGAGCAACACCUAGUCCAGAUUUUGAGAUUAGAAAGAAUGGUUUUGGCACAAUGCGUCCUGCCAUGUCCUUGGCACAACUUUGUGAUUUGCCGCCUGAAGAGGCGCCAUCAUCGCAUCGCCUCAUAGUUGAAUGGGAAAAUCGUAUCCAAAUGAAUGCGGCGCGCAAUGGGAAUGCGGCAGUGGCGAACGAAGAAUAAAAUAAAUUUAGAAAAAAAUAAGGAAAAAAAUUAACGGAAAACGAAACGAAUGCUAUUGCACCAAAUUUGUAUGCAAAAAAAAAAAUUAUAUA